AGCAGGUAGUUUGUUACCUUCCGCAAAUGAGGUCUGGCUCUCACGUCGAACCUAAUCUAUAUAAAGUAACUGUCGAGUGCUUUUGAUUGCUUGACGUUAUUAUGGGGAGCAAGGCGAUCGGCCUCCUUUUGGGGAAGUGCGUGCCAUCGGUGAAAACCAACGCGUCCAAGAUCUGCGUGACGAAGCUAGAGUUGGACGAAAAUUUGCUCAUGUAUUUCAAGAAUUUGUCUUUCUUGUAUGCCGACGACCCUGGUCGAGUGUGCAAGACCGGUGAUAUCGUCCUCGUCGAAGAGCUGCCCCAGAAAAUGUCCAAACUGGUUACGCACCGGGUGAAGAAGGUCGUCUAUCCCAUGGGAGACGUGACGGACCCCAUCACAGGUGAGAAAGUCGUCUCGUCCACAUUCAGAAAAGACAUCGGAGAAAUAAGCCAGCUCGUAGGUAAAAAUGAGCAAUCAUUCGACUACGAUUCGGCCCCGGCCAGGGGUUGGCAAGAAGGGAAGAAAGACUUCACAAACAAGAAAACCUACAUCAAAUACCACGAAGUUCCAGGCCAAGAUGAUCCAUACGCUUUGUAGUCAACGUAUUCAUAAAAUCGUAAUGUAGUACUGUACAUAUGUUCAAACAGACUUUAUUGUUAUAUUCCUAAUAGUUUGUAUUAUUAUUUUAAUAUAAUGUUGUCUAACAUUGUUUUUAUUUACUUAAAA
Messenger RNA from Cimex lectularius (bed bug), 704 nucleotides. It is a transcript of the gene mRpS17, whose product is annotated as 28S ribosomal protein S17, mitochondrial. The record is from RefSeq and is a predicted model, not a curated record. Gene Ontology annotation, biological process: mitochondrial translation. Bases 102 to 575 code for a protein of 157 amino acids. The transcript has a single exon. Lineage: Eukaryota; Metazoa; Arthropoda; Insecta; Hemiptera; Cimicidae. Gene Ontology annotation, molecular function: structural constituent of ribosome. Gene Ontology annotation, cellular component: mitochondrial small ribosomal subunit.